GUUCACCGAAACGGUAAGCUUAAAGAGACAACAGCAAAGCCGGGCUGGUCUUUAGUGGGAAAUUAAAUUACUUUUCAGAGCUUAAAUAAAGGACAAUGUCGCGGCGUACUACAUAGGGAACUCAAACGCAGGCAUCCAGAGAAAGACGGGCUAUACUGCUCAAACCUGUUAAUGCUGGUUCUGUAUGAGUCAGCUUACAGCAGUGUUAGAACAUGAAGAAUGGUCACUAAAAUAGCCAAGACUGACUUCAACAAAACCAUGAGGAGCACAAGGGGAUGUUCACUUGUUUGGUUCCACUAGCACGAGUUGUGUAUGUCAGCGUUGAGGAGCUCUUGUGGGUGGAUGUGGGAGUGUGUGCGUGUGCGUCUGUAUGUGUGCGUAUGCUAGCAUAACCUGCCUGCUUCAGGCAGUGACAUGCUACUCUGAGGACAACUGUACAGGAGUCCCAUCCACCAAAGGAUUAAUGCAAGGACGACACUUUUGGUGAUACCCACCACAUCUGCAGAAGACAUUGGCUUCUGCUCUUCAGAAAAAAACAGUAUAUUGAUACUUUUAAAACCCUUCACCGUUGUCUUCACGCCACUAUCCCCACACGUUUCCUGGGGGUUGUUUUAAAACUUCUCUGUUUUGCAUGGCAGGGGAGUAACCGUGGAGAGGCCAGGGUAUCACAAGCUUAUGGAUUUUGAGAAGAGAGGUGGGAAGGGAGAGACAGAGGAAGGGAAAAGGAUGUCAAAAACAGCUAGUAGUAGGAGUGGACAUGGGGGCCGGGGGACAGGGAACAACUCUGGGGUCCUUAUGGUUGGCCCUAACUUCAGAGUUGGGAAGAAGAUCGGCUGUGGAAACUUCGGUGAACUGCGGCUAGGCAAGAACCUCUACACAAAUGAAUAUGUGGCCAUCAAACUGGAGCCAAUCAAAUCCAGAGCACCUCAACUCCAUUUGGAGUAUAGAUUUUAUAAACAGCUGGGAAAUUCAGAGGGAGUUCCUCAGGUCUUCUACUUCGGGCCAUGCGGGAAAUACAAUGCAAUGGUUCUGGAACUGCUUGGGCCCAGUUUGGAGGACCUGUUUGACCUCUGCGACCGCACUUUCUCUCUCAAGACCGUCCUAAUGAUAGCUAUUCAACUGAUAACACGUAUGGAGUACGUUCACACGCGGAGCUUGAUAUAUCGAGAUGUCAAGCCAGAGAAUUUUUUGGUGGGGCGGCCGGGGUCCAAGAGGCAGCACACCAUUCAUAUCAUUGACUUCGGGCUUGCCAAAGAAUACAUAGACCCCGAGACCAAAAAACACAUCCCAUACAGAGAGCAUAAGAGCCUGACUGGCACUGCACGAUAUAUGAGUAUCAACACACAUUUGGGAAAAGAACAAAGCAGAAGGGACGACCUAGAAGCACUGGGCCAUAUGUUUAUGUACUUCCUGAGAGGCAGUUUGCCAUGGCAGGGCUUGAAGGCGGACACACUGAAAGAACGUUACCAGAAAAUUGGCGACACCAAGCGAGCUACGCCGAUCGAAGUGCUAUGUGAAAGUUUCCCAGAGGAAAUGGCGACCUAUCUGAGAUAUGUGAGAAGACUUGACUUCUUUGAGAAACCAGAUUAUGACUACCUGAGGAAGCUCUUCACAGACCUCUUCGACAGGAACGGCUACAUCUUUGAUUACGAGUACGACUGGGUCGGCAAGCCUCUACCUACACCCAUAGGCCCCAUCCCCACAGACACACCCCAGCCAAGCAGCAGAGACAAAGCACAACCACAGACCAAAAACCAGUCACCCGAGCUCAAAGGAAGUGAGUCCCAGCCCACUCCAGUGACCAUUAAGGAGACUCUGGGGUCGCUUCUCACGGCCGAGAGGCUGGGGGGCUCAGUGCAGGUCAUGAGCUCCACGAAUGGAGAGCUGAACACAGACGACCCAACCGCAGGACACUCCAACGCUCCCAUCACUGCACCUGCUGAGGUAGAGGUGGCAGAGGACACAAAGUGCUGUUGUUUUUUUAAGAGAAGAAAGAGGAAAGCUCUUCAGAGGCACAAGUGAAGUGCACUCUUUGAAAAGAACUUGAAACAUUCUGGUCACUGUUAAGUUUAAAAUGCAAGCAAAUACACCGAUCUCUUUCUCUGUCUUUCUCUCUUUCUCUCUGUCCCCAUCACACUGUCUUUCAUUGAUACUUCAACACUUAAUGGAGUGCAAAGGAAUGUUGUUAACUGUCCAACAGACUCUGGUUCCUUCAAAAAAAAAAAAGAAUAAAUGAAGAAACCGAAGAUGAUGUGUAAAAAAAAUCACACAUGAACACAAAACGAUGAAGAGAAGAUGAUAUGAGAUUAAUUGAUGACAUAAAACCACAGUGGUGUGAAAAGAUGCUGUUUGAAAGAGUUGGUGUAUACUAGUUUCCAUGCAAAGCAUUUAUCGUUCAUUGAUCAGGGGACGUUACAUUAGUGAACAGAUGAUUUAAGUUUCUUAAAAAAUAGAUCUUGUGAUUAAAAAGGUGAGGGCAGGAGUCGUCUCUGCACUGGGAAUAACACCCACCAAAUUACUAAAUAACAGGACACAUUUCAUCUCAACCAGACUUUUUUUUUCCUGUAAUUUUAUAUUUUUAUUUUUUUGGAUUGAGAUGAAUCUCUGGGUUGUAAAGCAGUUAUAAUGUCCUGGAAAUGCUUACUUUUUGUCCUUUUUAAAUAUAAAUUCUUCCUUUUUUUUCUGUCAUUGUGGACUCUGUAGCACAGUUACUGGCCUCGGGUACUGUGGGGGACGGAGACAGAAAUGGAUAUUAUUCUCGUCAUUGUUGUUAUUGCACUUUUGAAAAGCAAAACAAAAAAGAAGACAACACAGUGGUCUUGAAAUGAAAUGAGACAAACGACAGACUAUAUAAACUGAUGCGGGAAUGCUCCUGCAGAGGUCUGAUGUCGGUUCAAGGAACGUUUAAAGAAAAGAAGAAAAAUUAUGUACUUGUUUUAUUUCUCAUAUCAAAGUUUAUUUACCAGGAAAUCAUAGUUUGUGCCUUUCCAAGUAAAAUGUUUAAAAUUUAA
Carassius carassius (crucian carp) is the source of this 3011-nucleotide messenger RNA. RefSeq names its product casein kinase I. The coding region runs from base 676 to 2022 and encodes 448 amino acids. Gene Ontology annotation, molecular function: ATP binding; protein serine/threonine kinase activity. Gene Ontology annotation, biological process: signal transduction; positive regulation of canonical Wnt signaling pathway; peptidyl-serine phosphorylation. Lineage: Eukaryota; Metazoa; Chordata; Actinopteri; Cypriniformes; Cyprinidae. The transcript is spliced from 12 exons. Gene Ontology annotation, cellular component: cytoplasm; nucleus; plasma membrane. The record is from RefSeq and is a predicted model, not a curated record.